AGUUUCCUUUGUAAACUUCCGCCCCUCAGGCCCCUCCUCCCAACUAGUUUGGCCCUUCCGGACUACCGUAGCUCACAAACUCUUACACUGAAGCCAUUGGCAGGAAAUUUAAACUUGAUUCAUUGGUCGUUUCAGACAAACAACGUUAGGCUCUCCUAGAAUUCAUCCUUCUGAAGUAAUCUUUUUGUUGAGGAUUCUGCUGGCCUGGCCCAACCUGCCCUUCUCUGCUAAAAUGGCUGACUGGGAACUUUGCCAUUGGCAAAAUCUUGCUAGACUAGAUGGCAAAAACCAGAACAGCCAAACAAAACCAACAAUGAAACGAGAGGAGGCUGCAAGUUCAGCAAGGAAUCGUCCUUUGGUUGGGAAAUCUUUCUACUUGGACCUCUCCAGUGGCAAGACUUUGGAAUUUCUGGCAGAGAGUGUGAGGCGACUUGGUGGGGUUAUUGAGAGUUUUCUGAGCAAAGAAGUGAGUUGCAUUGUCUCCAGCAACCGAGAGGCCAGGCAGGAGAGACUAUGGACGGACAAGCAAAGUUGUUCUGCGUUAAGUAAUGCUCAAGCCGGAUCUCGUCCCUCUGCAGGGCUCCAAAGGAGUUGCAGCGGUCCCUUGCAUAAGCCGGUAGACACUGCCCUCAUCAGUCGCGGGAAGAAGCUCCUGAAUAAAGCCAUCAGGAGUCAGGAUAGCACCUGUGGCAACAGCAUCCUUGCCAGGGCACAAUCCUGGGGAGUACAAAUUAUGUACAUAGAUGAAAUGUUGUCCUACAUACAACGGUUAUCCAAGAGGCAGCCUUCCAUGACAAAGGUGAAAUUGCUUGCCUCUGGGUUACAGCCUUUGAAAGUAGUGAGGCUGAAACCUCCAUUCCUAAAAAUUGAAGAUGGGAGCAGGCAACUCCGUCCAUUCUUUCAACAGUUCAAGAACUUUCCUCAACUGUAUUUCCUGCCGCUAAGAAGGCAUAGCCCUUUUGAACCCCCACGAACAUCUUCCAGCCCAAAAGCACCUGAAAACAAACAGUCACUCAGUGAACUUUGCCUGCCCUCUGUUUGCUGUAUCCUGCCCAAAGCACAGAAAGGUUACUGUGAAUGUUGUGAAGAAGCCUUCACAGAGCUUCAGAAGCACCUUCAAAGCCAAAAGCAUAAGGAAUUUGUGCUGGAUUCCUCCCACUUCACUCUCGUGGAUAGCAUCAUCUCUCAACUGACCAAUGACUUUGUAGUCUCCUCCUUUCCAACACUGAGGAUGUCUUCAGCUACUGGUAAUGGUGACCUUGUUGGAUUUCACCUGGAGGCUGCUGAGAACACAGCAGCAGCACCUUCAGGUCAAGAAGUGGAAUGCUGCUUGUCUGCUGAAGACUCACUAGGACAGCCUGUCAACCCAGAGGGUUCAGCUCACUUGUGUGAGGACCAAGGCUUUCAGCAGUUAACAGAGCUACCCCGAGAGAUGCUCAUCACUUCUGUGCCACUUGCCUUGCAAUCUCUGGGGUCAGCAUCUGAGCUCCUCAAAGAGGGCAGAAUGGUUGCAAACCCUCGCUCAAAGUCUGCAAUCCCUGUUCAGGUUGAACAUGGUGCUGCACCCCAACAGACGAGACUCAUAGCACAGCCUGCUGUACUGUCUCGCAAACGCAAGCUCUCCUGUGACCUGUAUGGGCCGACAAGAAAGAGGCAAGCAUUAGCCAAACAAGCCUCAAAUGACAGGUUGCCAGCAACAAUUCAAAGAAGAACAAAAAGAAGAAAGCGAGGAAAGGACCAGACUUUCAAUGCAAAGCCAAAAAAGAAGAAAGGGCAUCAAGAUCCGUCUUCCUCACAUGCUGUGCCAAUUGGUGCUGCCAACCCUGAUUCCGAUUAUGAAGGCAUUAUGAGCUGCCCGCUACAAAACUGGGUGUUGACAACCUUCCUGUCUCUGCUGCUUUGUCAUUCAGGUUUUGUUAAGGCCGACACGCAACCUGGUGACUUGCGGAGGUGGAUCCCGAAUGCCAGCUGGCGCAAAAGAUGGGGCGUAUCGGAAAUCACCUACCCCACCAGGCUAGUGGGUCAGAGUUCUGGGGGAGAAAUCCAGAGGCAGCAGCUGGACACCAGGGUGAGAAAAGAGCCUGGAGGCGGCAGCAGCAGCGAAAGAGGCGGCGGCGGAAAAGAAGGAAGCCCUGUUAUACAUCUGGCCCAGGUGAGUUUCCUCAUCCAUGCCUUUGGCUCAGCCUUCACCUUGGACCUUGAGUUGAAUCACCACCUGCUGUCUUCGCAUUAUGUGGAACGCCAUUUUGGACAGGAUGGAAAUGCCAGCCACAGCAUGGGAGCCGGCGAGCAUUGUUACUAUCACGGCAGUCUCCGUGAGGAAGUGAACUCUUUUGCGGCUCUCUCCACCUGCCACGGCCUCCAUGGUGUGUUCUCUGAUGGAAAGGGCAUGUACCUUCUGGAGCCUCACAAUUCACCUGAGCGUCAAGAGGAGCCACUUCCUCACCUGAUCUACCAGACACCUGUGCCUCACACUGCCCAGGGUUGCACAGAACCAGGGUGUUUAUUUGCUGCACUGAACGACUACAUUCCUUCUGGGCUCCCUAAACUGCGACGCCGGAGGCAGAUUCACCGAAGUCACCGGACUGUCCACAGUGAGACCAAAUUCAUUGAACUCAUUGUAGUUAACGACCACCAGCUGUUUGAGCAGCUGCGCCGCUCUGUUGUCCUUACCAGCAACUUUGCAAAGUCUGUGGUGAACCUUGCUGAUGUGAUCUAUAAGGAGCAGUUGAACACAAGAAUUGUGCUGGUUGCCAUGGAGACAUGGGCAUCAGGGGACAAGAUCCAGGUAGAUGAAGAUUCCCUGGAGACACUGGGCGAAUUCAUGAAGUAUCGCCAGGAUGCUCUUUCUGAGAACAGUGAUGCUGUACAUCUCUUCUCUGGACACACUUUCAGAAGCAGCCGCAGUGGUACGGCUUACAUUGGAGGGAUCUGCUCAGUUGCCCGAGGUGGAGGUGUCAAUGAGUAUGGCAACGUGGGAGCAAUGGCUGUAACAUUAGCACAGACCCUGGGGCAAAACAUUGGUAUGAUGUGGAACAAGCACCGUGCCUCUGCAGGGGACUGUCGCUGCCCUGACUCAUGGCUGGGCUGUAUUAUGGAGGACACUGGAUUCUACCUGCCAAGGAAGUUCUCACGCUGCAGCAUUGAUGAAUACAAUAAGUUCCUGGCUGAAGGCGGUGGGAGUUGUCUUUUUAACAAGCCACUGAAGCUUCUUGAUCCCCCUGAAUGUGGUAAUGGAUUUGUAGAGGCAGGAGAAGAAUGUGACUGCGGGUCCUUGGCGGAGUGCUCCAAGGGUGGGGGAAACUGCUGCAAGAAAUGCACGCUUACGCAUGAUGCCAUGUGCAGUGAUGGAUUGUGCUGCCGAGGGUGCAAGUAUGAACCACGGGGAGUGACCUGCCGAGAUCCUGUGAAUGAGUGUGACAUCCCUGAAACCUGCACAGGCGACUCCAGUCAGUGUCCACCCAAUUUGCACAAGCAGGAUGGCUACUUUUGUGACAAUGAGCAGGGCCGGUGCUAUGGAGGCCGCUGUAAGACCAGGGACCGCCAAUGCAGUACAUUGUGGGAUCGUACUUCAGCUGAAAGGUUUUGCUAUGAGAAGCUGAACGUUGAAGGCACUGAGCGAGGGAACUGUGGGCGUGAGGGGAACCGCUGGGUGCCAUGCGUCAAGCAGGAUGUGUUGUGUGGAUACCUCCUGUGCGCCAAUGUGACGAGUUCUCCACGUAUUGGCGAACUGCUUGGCGAAAUCACCACCAUGACUUUCUACCACCAGAAGCGUUAUGUUGACUGCAGGGGCGGCCAUGUGCAACUUGUGGAUGGCACGGAUGUGAGCUACGUGGAAGAUGGGACGCCCUGUGGACCCAGCAUGCUGUGUCUUGAUCACAAAUGCCUUCCUGUGUCCGCCUUUAACUUCAGCACCUGUCCAGGCAGCUGGGGUGGCCAGAUCUGCUUUGACCAUGGGAUCUGUAGCAAUGAGGGCCAAUGCAUCUGCUAUCCUGACUGGACAGGAAAGGACUGCAGUGUCUAUGAUCCGAUCCCAGAGACUAAGCCCACAGGGGAGACAGAAAAGUAUAAAGGUCCCAGCGGCACCAACAUCAUUAUUGGCUCCAUCGCUGGAGCCAUCCUGGUGGCUGCUAUCGUCCUUGGCGGCACUGGAUGGGGAUUUAAGAACAUUCGCAGAGGAAGGUACGACCAAGCUCAGCAGGGCGUGUAGCAUCUCCCCUCACCACCACUGCCCCCUCCAUCACCCAUCACCUCCAUCCCACCCUCCUUGUCGCCUUCACCCUGCACUCCAUGCUUGCAAUGAUAAUGUGGGUGGCAGGGCCAGCUGUCUUGCGGAGGCCCCUCUCAGCAAAGAGGAUCUCAUCUGUGCCGUCGCUUCUCUCCAUGCAUCCAUCCAUCCAUGGCAACAUCAGCAACACUUCGCUCCCCAUUUCUUCCGUUGUAUGUGGGAGGAGGGUGUUUGGGGAAUGAGCAAAUGGCAUCCGGGGAUUUUCCUCCUAGGAUUGUAAGGAUUGAGCCAUCUAGCCUGGCAACAGGCCCUGUGUUCAUUUAUUGGAUGGCAAGAUCCAUGAUGUUAACCUUGUCUCCCAGUUUCUGAGGCUCAGUUCUUGACGUGUUACUUUUUUGUAUAUAUAGUAAAGUCAAUGGGUUAGGAUUUUA
Molecule: messenger RNA, 4659 nt
Organism: Rhineura floridana
Lineage: Eukaryota; Metazoa; Chordata; Lepidosauria; Squamata; Rhineuridae
Gene: ADAM11
Product: ADAM metallopeptidase domain 11
Exons: 39
Coding region: 233-4210 (1325 amino acids)
Biological process (GO): proteolysis
Molecular function (GO): metalloendopeptidase activity; nucleic acid binding; zinc ion binding
Source: RefSeq, a predicted model, not a curated record